Messenger RNA from Dipodomys ordii (Ord's kangaroo rat), 1115 nucleotides. RefSeq names its product cerebral cavernous malformation 2-like (gene Ccm2l). Gene Ontology annotation, biological process: heart morphogenesis. The transcript is spliced from 7 exons. Bases 335 to 805 code for a protein of 156 amino acids. NCBI's taxonomy places the organism in Eukaryota, Metazoa, Chordata, Mammalia, Rodentia, Heteromyidae. The record is from RefSeq and is a predicted model, not a curated record.
GCUCAACAGGGAUGCUGCUGAGGAGUCCUGUGCCCUCAUCUGUCAGGUCUUCCAGAUCACCUAUGGGGACCAGAGCAUCGAGUGUGUAGACCGGGCUGGCUACCACUACACAUCCACACCAGAACGGCCAUGGCUCAGCAGCCGCAGCGAGAGCUGCCGCACAGAUGGGACCUAUGCCUACGACGCCGACUUCAGCUGCUGCAGCUCCUUCAGCAAUGGCUCCCAGGACACGUUUGAGGCGUGUUGCAGCAGUACGUCCACGCCUUCUUUCCAUGGCUCCCACUGCAGCGGCAGCGAUCGAAGCGGCCCCGGCUUUGAGCAGUUACAGGAUUACAUGAUCACGUUGCGGAGUAAGCUGGGGCCCCCUGAGAUCCAGCAGUUUGCUCUGCUCCUGCGGGAAUACCGGCUGGGGCUGCCCAUCCAGGAUUACUGUGCGGGCCUGCUGAAGCUCUACGGAGACCGGCGCAAGUUUCUCCUCCUUGGGAUGCGGCCCUUCAUCCCGGACCAGGACAUCGGCUACUUCGAGGGCUUCCUGGAGGGCGCGGGCAUCCGCGAGGGCGGCAUCCUGACCGACAGCUUCGGCCGCAUCAAGCGCAGCAUGAGCUCCACCUCGGCGUCGGCCGUGCGCAGCUACGACAGCGCGGCCCAGCGGCCCGAGGAGCAGACCUUCCACCGGCUGCUGGCGGACAUCACGCAUGACAUCGAGGCACUGGCCCCCGACGACGACGACGACCAGGACGAAGCCUGCCACGACGUCCACGAGUCCCCGGGUGGGGGCGACACGGGCGAGGACAACUACCUCUAAGCCGCCGGCUGCGCCUCCCUGCAGUACUGAGAGCGUCCUGCAGGGGGCGCGCGAGGCCGGCGCUGUCAGCACGGGGAAUCCCAUUCUGCUUGGGUCCCACUCAGCCCAGGACUCUAGUCCUCCUCGAGGCCACUCAGCUUUCUGAUGUCUGCAAGGUCAAAAUGGCCUCCACCUGCUGGUAGACAGAAAAGAACUCCCGGUAAAUUCCCCAAGCACACAAAGCAAAAUGUAAUAUAAGAAAAAUAAUAUUUCCAAACGCCUCUGCUCAUCCUACUUUACAGAUUAGAAAGCUAGGGUUUUUUAAAAAAGA